GGCCAGGUGACAUAAUUCAUUCCAUAAAAUAAUUGAAGUCCGUUCCUGUUCAUUCUUUUCGAACUCACCACCUUCUAUCCUGCGUGGUGCACGCAGCGCCCAGUGCUGAGCGCUGAGCGCUGGGCCUUGAUGCCCAAUACGAGCCACUGGCAAGUCAAAGGGUAAAAACUAUUAUUAUCUAGAGUCAUAACGUAAUCCAGUGUAACUGCGCCAAACGCCAUGGAUAGCACUGCAGAAGACCUCGCCAGCUAUCUCGUGCAGCAACUCAAACUUAAAGCAGUCGGAGAGCGGCUCUUGGUUGCUAUCGCGGGCGUUCCUGCCUCAGGCAAAUCAACCUUGGCUGAACUAGUAGUCGCCAAAGUCAAUGCGCUUCUGGCUGCUGAUAGUGCCACGCAUCCCACUUCCGCUAUUUUGGUUGGCUUGGAUGGGUGGCAUCUGAGCCGUGCACAGCUAGAUGCCAUGUCGGAUCCUAAACUUGCACAUGAUCGUCGCGGUGCACACUGGACUUUCGACGGACCAUCUUACGUUGAGUUCGCGAAACUUUUACGCCAGCCAGCAACUGCUGUGAUAACUGCCCCUUCUUUCGAUCAUGCCCUGAAAGAUCCUACCCCCCACGCUGUGUCGAUAUACCCUUCCCACCGCCUGGUCGUAAUCGAGGGCUUAUAUUCCAUGUUAAAACAUGAUAUCUGGGAGCAGGGUGCACAGCUAAUGGAUGAACGGUGGUGGAUACAGGUAGGUCUGGAGGAAGCAAAGCGGCGAUUGGUCAAGAGGCACGUCCUCACGGGCGUAGCUAAAGAUAUGGAAGAGGCAAUAUGGAGAGCCGGGCAGAAUGAUGAGCCGAAUGGGAAAUUCAUUGCGGAAAACCUGUAUGAACCCACAAGGAUCAUCAAGAGCUUGGACGACCCCAAAUAUAUCAUUUAACCUUGCUGCAAAAAUGUAAAUCACACUCCUUUUAAUGCCAAUUCUAGGCCUCUGGGAUUUGGUUUACUCGCCGAUCAAUCUCCGAGUAAGGACAG
Suillus clintonianus is the source of this 1016-nucleotide messenger RNA. RefSeq names its product P-loop containing nucleoside triphosphate hydrolase protein. The transcript is spliced from 4 exons. The record is from RefSeq and is a predicted model, not a curated record. Lineage: Eukaryota; Fungi; Basidiomycota; Agaricomycetes; Boletales; Suillaceae. The coding region runs from base 220 to 921 and encodes 233 amino acids. Gene Ontology annotation, cellular component: cytoplasm.